Molecule: messenger RNA, 3139 nt
Organism: Notodromas monacha
Lineage: Eukaryota; Metazoa; Arthropoda; Ostracoda; Podocopida; Cyprididae
Source: the annotation of a GenBank genome assembly
GUUCCAUUCACUAUACUCUUCUCUUGCCUUCUCACUAUACAAUUCUGUGGAGAAUUCAGUAGAUACUGAAUCAUGAAGUUACUUUUAGGGUUUGUUUUUGUUGGGUUGUUGAUCAAUAUUUCAGUGGGUUACUCUGAUGAGCCCAUCACCUAUGGAACAUUCCCUGAGGGAUUUGCCUGGGGAUUUGCUACAUCUGCAUACCAAAUAGAAGGAGGCUGGAAUGAGGAUGGUAAGGGAGAAAGUGUUUGGGAUUGGUUGACUCACACAAAACCUGAGAUAAUUGCUGACAACACAACUGGUGAUGUGGCUUGUGAUAGCUAUCACAAGUGGCAGGAAGACAUCCAGUUACUUGCUGAUGCUGGGGCCACACAUUAUAGAUUUUCCAUUGCCUGGACAAGGAUUUUACCAGAUGGCAUUGGACAAGUGAAUCAAGGGGGCUUAGAUUACUAUAACAACCUCAUCAAUGGCUUACUUGAGAAAGGAAUCCAACCCAUGAUCACCUUGUUCCACUGGGAUACUCCUUUGGCCCUUGAGAAAGAAGGAGGUUGGUUAUCAUCAGACAGUCCUGACUGGUUUGAAGAAUAUGCCAGGGUUUGCUUUGAAGAAUUUGGAGAUAGAGUGAAAUUUUGGAUCACUUUCAAUGAGCCUUGGGUCACCUGCAUUAGUGGAAUCUUUGAUUACAGACCAGAGCUGCAAGAUAGAGGGAUUUACACUUAUCAAUGUGGUCACAACAUUAUCAAGGCCCAUGUCAAAGCAUAUGAGCUGUAUUACAGAGAUUUUGAGCCCACCCAGCAAGGAAAAGUUGGGAUAACCCUGAAUUCAGACAUGGCCUAUCCAAAAACCAACUCCCCAGAGGAUGUGGAAGCAGCAGAGAGAAAUACUGAGUUUAUGUUGGGAUGGUUUGCUCAUGUUUUUGCUGUGAAUGGUGACUACCCCCAGGCAAUGAUUGAUCAGAUUGCAGAGAAGAGCAGCCAACAAGGAUUUCUAGCAUCAAGGCUGCCAAUAUUCACAGAAGAGGAAAAGGCAAGAAACCUUGGAUCUGCAGACUUCUUUGGUCUCAAUCAUUAUACCUCAACCAUUGCACAGUAUGAGAAAAGUGACAUCAAUGUGGUAGACUACUUUUAUGACAGGGACAUUGCCAAUUCUGUAGACCCAACUUGGUAUCAUGCAGAAGGUGUUGGCUGGCUUUACAUGGUUCCAUAUGGACUCAGGGCUCUGCUGAAUUGGAUGCAAAGGGAAUAUGGAAUUCCUGUUUACAUAACUGAAAGUGGUUGGGCUGACAAAGCUGGAAAUACUGAUGAUCUCAUGAGGAUGUAUUACUACAAACAUUACCUCAACAAUUUAAUGAAAGCUAUCAAUGAAGAUGGUUGUGAUGUAAGAGGAUAUUUGGCCUGGUCUCUUUUGGACAAUAUGGAAUGGGCUUCAGGAUAUACAUUUUCAAUAGCAUGGACCAGGAUCAUUCCUGAAGGAAGAGGACCAAGGAAUCAACUGGGCAUUGAUUACUACAACAAUCUUAUAAAUGGGCUCCUGGAAAAGGGCAUUCAGCCAAUGGUCACCCUUUUUCACUCAGACACUCCCAUCACUUUGGAGGAACAAGGUGGUUGGCUGAACCCUGUCAGUGCUGAUUGGUUUGAGGAAUAUGCAAAAGUCUGUUUUGAGGAAUUUGGGGACAGGGUUAAACAUUGGAUAACCUUCAAUGAACCUUGGGUGACUUGCAUGUUUGGCAUUUACACUUACAAACCUGAGAUUGAGCAGUCAAAAGGGACUCUGGUUUACCAAUGUGGUCACAACCUGAUCAAAGCUCAUGUCCAGGUCUAUCAGCUGUACAAAAAUAUGUUUUCCUCUGCUCAAAAGGGGCUUGUUGGUAUCACCCUGAAUGCAGGAAUGGCAUAUCCAAAAACAGAUUCCAGAGAAGAUCAAGCAGCUGCAGACAGGGACAUUGAGUUUUCCCUUGGAUGGUUUGCAAAUGUCUUGGCAGCUAAUGGGAACUAUCCACAAAUUGCAGAAAAGAGCAGUCAACAAGGAUUUGAGCAAUCAAGACUGCCUUCAUUCACAGAAGAAGAGAUUCUCCUGAAUCAGGGUUCUGUGGAUUUCAUAGGCCUAAACCAUUACACAUCUGGUUUAGCUGAGAAGAAGCAAUUGAAUUUGAAGGUAAGAAAUAAAGUUCUUUUCGCGAGAGUUGCAGAAAAGAGCAGUCAACAAGGAUUUGAGCAAUCAAGACUGCCUUCAUUCACAGAAGAAGAGAUUCUCCUGAAUCAGGGUUCUGUGGAUUUCAUAGGCCUAAACCAUUACACAUCUGGUUUAGCUGCCUAUCAACAGAGUGACUUGAAUGCAAUUGACUAUUUUGCUGACAGGGAUGUGGUUAAUUCUGUUGACCCAACCUGGUACCAAGCUCAAGAUGUGGAUUGGCUCUAUGUGUUUCCACCUGGGAUCAGAGACUUGCUAAAAUGGAUGAAGAGCAGAUAUGAUGUCCCAGUGUACAUAACAGAGUGUGGGUUUUCUGACAAGGCUGGAAAUCUUGAUGACCUUCCAAGAGUCUACUAUCUGAAGCACUAUCUAAAUCACUUGAUGGAAGCCAUCAAUGAAGAUGGAUGUGAUGUAAAGGGAUUCAUGGCUUGGUCUCUUAUGGACAAUAUGGAAUGGGUUGCUGGAUAUACGAUCAAGUUUGGACUUCACCAUGUCAACUUCAGUGAUCCAGAGAGGCCAAGGACUGCAAAAGCAUCUGCCAAAUUCUACAAGCAGAUAAUUGCUGAUAAUGGUUUUGAGCCAAAUGAUGCUUGUCCAUACAUGUGAAUAAUGACUAAAGGUCAUACACAUUGCUGCAAAUUUGGCACCUUGACCAUUAAACUGAGCUAAAACUGAAGAAAAAUGCUGGAAACACACUGUUAUGAAUGGAGUGAAUUUCUGAGAAAGCCUGAGUUGAAUUUCCCCCAUGGUAAUUGCAGUGUUUGAACAUGCUGACAUGACAGCAUUGGGAAGAAAUAAACUGGAAACUAUUUUUCUUGUUCUCAUUGAAGUGCUCAUUAUAUUGGCCAAGUCAGCAUUUUAAGUGGAGGUGGAAUCAUUAGGUGCGCAUUUCAAGGACAGAAUUAGUGGCAAACUCCUCCAGCAGUGGGAAUGACUAGGGUGUGGCCUAAAG